Molecule: messenger RNA, 4910 nt
Organism: Dermatophagoides farinae (American house dust mite)
Lineage: Eukaryota; Metazoa; Arthropoda; Arachnida; Sarcoptiformes; Pyroglyphidae
Product: protein sax-3
Biological process (GO): axon guidance; dendrite self-avoidance; homophilic cell-cell adhesion
Cellular component (GO): plasma membrane; axon
Molecular function (GO): cell-cell adhesion mediator activity
Source: RefSeq, a predicted model, not a curated record
GUAAUGAUCAAUGAUGUAUAAUCAAAUGGAUUGUGUUAUGAUUGAUUUCAUCCAAAUUCUUUAUUCAUUCACAAUGACAAUGUGUAUUUCUUCUUCCCGCUUUUUUUCAAAGUUUUCUUUUUGUUGAUCGUAUUAUGUUUGUGUGUGUAUGUGUGUGUGUGUGUGUGUUGUUAAAAUUUUAAUCUUCCAUCAAUAGUGUUAAAUGUUAAAUGUUUUUGUUUUGCAUCUCAAUUUUUUUUUUGUCGUUCAUCUAUCCGAAAAAAAAGUGUUAAUGUAAGGUCAUUGAGCUGAUGACCAUCUAUCUUUUUUCACCACCUUUUUUGCAUCCAUUAUACAUCAUUACUGUGUGAAACCAACAACCACCGAAAACUAUUCAACAAUAAAAACAAUGAUGGCCAUCGAUCUAAAUCGAUGGCAUCAUACAACUUCUACAUCAUCAUUGGAUCGAUGUAGAAAAAAAUUCCGUUCAACCAUAUCAACAACGUUAUUCAUAUCAUCUUCAUCAUCAUCAUCAUCAUCAUCAUUUUACAUGAUCGCCUUGUCAUUCUAUCUGUUUACAAUCAUUUCAACACAAUUGUUUAUUAUACCAAUAGCGGCUGCCAUUGAAAAUAAUCAUCAUCAUCAGCAUAAUGUUCAUAAUAAUAAUGGCCAAACGGUUGGAUCAUUACCAAGACCACCAAGAAUUAAAGAACAUCCAAACAGUGCUGUUGUUAAAAAACAUGAACCGGUCACAUUAUCAUGUAAAGCAGAUGGUGAUCCUGAACCGGUUAUUGAUUGGUAUCGAGAUAAUGAAUUGGUGAAAAAAUCUUCAAAUCAUAUCUACCUAAAUAAUGGUGAUCUAUUCAUAUUAAAAGUAAUGAAUCAUCGUAAAGAACGAGAUACAGGCAUUUAUUAUUGUUUGGCACGUAAUAUACAUGGUAAAGCACGUAGCCAUAAUGCUAGUAUUGAGAUUGCAACAAUACGAGAUGAUUUUCGUACAUUACCGAAAAAUGUAUUCGCAACGGUUGGUGAAAUGGCCAUGAUGGAAUGUUCACCACCACGUGGUUAUCCUGAACCGACGGUUAAAUGGCGUAAAGAUGAUCAUUUAUUACCAAUGAAUGGUCGUUAUCGUUUAUCUGGUACAAAUCUUCAGAUUAAUAAUGUACAACCUGAAGAUAAUGGCCGUUAUCAAUGUAUUGCUCAGAAUAUGGCCGGCUCAAGAGAAUCACCACAAGCUCAACUUAAUGUUCGAGUGAAACCACAUUUCAUUAUAAAACCGGAAGAUAUGACAGCAUUAGCAAAUGAAAUUGCCGAAAUUCAUUGUAAAGUUGGUGGUGAUCCAGUUCCUAAUGUUAGUUGGCGUCGUGAAGGUGGUCAAAUAUCCUCGCAAAGAGCUUCGAUAACCGAAGAUAAUUCAUUGAGAAUCUUUAAUGUUACCGAAGAAGAUGAAGGCCUUUACAUUUGUCAAGCGGAAAAUCUCGUUGAUCGAAUAUCACAUUCAGCGACAUUAAUCGUACAUUCAAAACCAACAUUUUUAAUUGAACCAAAAGAUGUUCGUGUAACAAUGAAUUCAAUGGCUAGAUUUGAUUGUGUUGCUAAUGGUAAUCCGAGACCAUCAGUUUUCUGGAACAAAGAAGGAAAUCAAUUUCUAAUGUUUCCGGAUAAUAAAUAUGAACGUUUUAUGGUUACACCAGAAGGAUCGUUAAUCAUAUCGCCAGUAAAAAAAGAAGACAAAGGCUAUUAUGUAUGCUCAGCAUUAUCGGUUGUUAGUUCAGCACGAACAAAAGCUUAUCUAAAUAUCAGUUCUUCAGCUGAUUUACCGCCACCUAUUAUUGUACUUGGACCAGCCGAUCAAACAUUACCCGAACAUACGACAGCAAUAUUACCUUGUGAUGUAACCGGUGCACCACAACCAUCAUUGAAAUGGUUUUUUAAUAAUUCACCAGUUCCAGUGAAUACUGUUGCAAGAUUUAAUAUACUAGAUACUGGUACAUUACAGAUUGAUGAUUUACAAUUAUCAGAUUCUGGUGAAUAUAAAUGUCUUGCCUAUUCAGAGAAUGGUGAAGCAUCGUGGUCAGCUCGAUUAACGGUUGUAUCACCACAUAGUACGAAUACAAUGUUUCAUCGUAUGCCUGAUCCGGCAACAUUUCCAGAUGCACCAAGUCGUCCAAACAUAAUGAAUGUAACGGAAACUUCUGUAACAAUAUCAUGGAUACGUACCGGUCGUGAUGGUACAUCGCCCUUCAAAGGUGUAAUCAUUGAAUAUUUUAGUCCCGAUUAUCAUAAUGAAUGGAUUAAAGCAGCUAAAGGAAUAAUUUCGGAUCGUUUCACUAUAAACGGACUUAAAAGUGGAUCACGUUAUUAUUUUCUUGUUCGUUCAGAAAAUGGUCAUGGUAUUGGACCACCAAGUCCAAUUUCAUAUGAAGCACGAACAUUAGGACCGAUAGCUGCUGCUAAUGCUGCUGCUGCCAAUCAUAUGAUGGCAACACGAAUGUUGGAUAUGAAUGAUAUACGGAAAAAAUUAGAAAACACUAUAAUCGAAUUGAAAGAUGUACGAACAAUUAGUUCUUCAGCUGUAAAAUUAUUUUGGAAUGUACAUGGUGGCAGUAAUCAUGAUUAUAUUGAAGGUUUCUACAUCCGUUAUCGUAAGAUUGAUCCCAAUCAAGAAUAUAACAACAAUCACAAUGGUGGUGGUGAUUUACGUGAAAAUUAUUCGGAAAAUAAAUAUCAAAUGCAUACAAUUUAUAAUGGUGGUGCAACAACAUACAUAAUCAAUAAUCUACCUAAAUAUACAGCAUUUGAAUUUUUCCUUGUUCCGUUUUAUAAAUCAAUUGAUGGAAGACCAAGUAAUAGUCGUAUUGUACGUACAUUGGAAGGUGUUCCAUCGGCAUCACCAACAAUGAUUAAAGCACGACCAAUUAGUUCGGAUUCAGCAUUGAUUACAUGGCAACCACCACCAAUGGAAGAAAUGAAUGGCCUUUUAUUAGGUUAUAUAAUAUUUGUACAUGGAGCAUAUACGGCAUAUAAUAUUAAUCUAACUGUCAAUGCUAACACAACAUCAUAUCUAUUGAGAAAUCUUACAUCGGAAACAGAAUAUGUUAUACAGAUCACUGCAUUCACUAGUGUAGGUGUUGGUGUACCAUCAGCACCAUUAACAUUCAUCAUGGAUCCAUUAAUGAUGUCAAAUGACGAUGUAAUCUAUAUGAAUGAACAUAAUCAAACCGGAAUAUUGGAUUCAUCGAAUGUUUGGAUAUGUGUCCUGAUUAUAUCGUUGAUUAUCCUUAGCCUAAUCGUAUUAUUAUUAGGAUUUUUACUAUUUAAAAAACGUUCGGCAAUCAUACGAAAGAAUAAUGAAAAUUCAAUGAUUAAUCGUGAAUUAAAAUCCACACAACCCAAUGAUUUAUUCUGUUCACGACCAUUCGAUUUUCCAAAAGGAUGGCAACAAAAUGAUAAUAUUACCAAACAACAACAACAGCAACAACAUUCAUUAGGAACAAUGAUAAAAUUAUCACCAACAUUAAUAACAACCGAUAAUAAUGGUUAUUCAACGGUGACAACCGAUGAUCAAGCAGCUGAUUAUGCUGAUUAUGAUUAUGUAUCACAACAAGGUGAAAAUAAUUAUGAAUCAACUACCUAUGAACCAUAUCCAUCAACAGCGACAACAAUAACAGCACGUGACAAUGAUGAUGGUCCGAUUGCAUAUGCUAGUUCAAGUAUUGUAAUCAAUAAUAAUAAUAAUAAUAAUACGUUGAACAACAAUUCAUAUCGAUUGAAUAAUAGCCAGACAAAUAAUAAUAACAGCAAUAAUCAUCAACCAAUGCAAUGGCGUACACAAUUGUUAAAUGUUAAUAAGAAUGAUAAUCAUAUGAAACCAUUAAAUUUUACGGCAACAUUAGAUCGUGGAACAUUGAUGCUUAACAGCAAUAAUAAUAAUAGUAAUUCAUCAUCAGUUAUUGAUAAUCGUUAUGGUAAAAAGAAUCUAUUUAUCAACGAUAUUAUUAAUGGUAUCGGUAGUGGUGGUAAAAAUAUCAAUGUAACUGAACCAUUAAUUAGUAGUGGCCAUCAUCUUAAUCAUCAUCAUAAUCAUAUGGAUUAUGGUGAUAAUGAUAUUAAUCAUUAUCAUUAUGCUGAUUCAGCUGCAUAUUGUUCAUCAGGUGUUAAUAUUGGUGCUGAUGCGGCGGGUAUUGCCACCACUGGAAAUGUAACACAAAUUCCAUCAUCAAAAUUAAUGGCAAAUCAAGUUAAAUAUGGUUCAUUAUCAAGAAUUAAUAAACAACAACAGCAGCAACUGCAACAACAGUCUCAUUAUCAUUUUGAUAAUAUUAAAAAUGGUUCGAAUAAUAAUUUCUUACAAAAUGAUAAUAAUAAUCUAAAGACAAAACCAUCAUCAUCAUUUGCGUUAACAUCAACAAAUGAUAAUAAUACGAUACAAUCACCUAAGACACCAUUGAAAAAUCAAUUUGAAUUCGAUAUCAAAGCAUUUAGUAAAAAUCGUACACAUCUUAUACAGAAUCCAUUGUUGACAAAUAAUCAACAACAACCAAUGGGAGUGAUGAUGAUGAUGAAUCCGAAUACUCAAUAUGAAAGCCGUACAAUUAAACAACAGCAAACAUCAUUGAAUGAUAUGAACCACGCUGGCAGUAUAUAUCUAUCACGAAGAGCUGAUUCGAAAAACAUAAUAGAUAUCUGUGAUAGUGAAUCUACCUAUCAAGAAUUGUCUUGAAACACAUAUACACAUGAAAUAAUAACCCAUUUUCUCGAUCACAUUCUCUUUCUCUGUUUGUAAUAUUUUUUUUUGUUUUUUCUUCUUUUUUUUUGUUAAAUGAAUUUUUCUCUUUCUUUUUUGCUAGUUAUUGUCUAUGUCACAAUUCAAUUGAUCUGAACCAAACAUACAAAAACACAUUAAAUGUACGUACAGUUGUCACAACAAA